Molecule: messenger RNA, 2589 nt
Organism: Spathaspora passalidarum NRRL Y-27907
Lineage: Eukaryota; Fungi; Ascomycota; Pichiomycetes; Serinales; Debaryomycetaceae
Product: DNA helicase
Exons: 1
Coding region: 1-2589 (862 amino acids)
Biological process (GO): recombinational repair
Cellular component (GO): nucleus
Molecular function (GO): hydrolase activity; DNA binding; 3'-5' DNA helicase activity
Source: RefSeq, a predicted model, not a curated record
AUGACAACCUCUACGCCGUUGCAGAUGCAUCCGACAUUAGACCAGCUCCUCAGCACACUUAAUACGAAUCAACAUCAGGCAGUCACAGCACAUCCCUUUUCCAAAUUACAAAUCAUAGCUGGACCCGGUACAGGUAAAACAAAAGUGAUCACUUCACGUGUGGCUUACCUUUUACUUGAUGCUAAGAUACCUCCGGAAAAUAUAAUAGUAACUACAUUCACCAAGAAGGCAGCCAAUGAAAUGAUUGAACGAUUAAGAACCAUGCUAGAUAAUAUGAAUCUUGAUAAGUUAAUGAUUGGCACUUUCCAUUCAAUAUGUUUUAGGUUAAUUAUGAGAUAUGGGAAACCAUUGGGAUUAUCUGGGUUUGGAAUUGCAGAUGAGCGUGAUAAGGAGUUUUAUGUUAAGGAAAUAUUAAACGAACUAAAUGCCGAAGAACGUGAAUUGUUUCUGGGUAGAGAAGGAGAGAAAUUUAAGGGAGGUGGCAAGACUUCUCUCGAGCCGGUGUUAAUUCCUGGACCAGUAAUCUCUUUAAUAUCACUGUUGAAAUCUCAGGGAAUAACUUCAGACCAAUAUAGUCAAUCUCCAAGUAAAGAUAAAUGCCUACUGCUACUUUAUUCACACUAUCAACUGAAACUACAAGAGAAUAGGGUGUUGGAUUUUGACGAUUGUUUAUUGAAAUGUCAUGAAUUAGUAUCGAAAUUUCCUUUAACCAAUAUUGAACAUGUAUUGGUUGAUGAAUUUCAAGAUACAAAUGAAAUUCAGUUACAAUUAAUGUAUAAAUUUGGAACAAAUGUCACCAUUGUUGGUGAUCCAGAUCAAAGUAUUUAUGCAUUCCGUAAUGCUCAAGUAAUUAAUUUUCAAAAGAUGAUUGAUUAUUAUCAACGCCAGAACCAACAAUGUUCAAUAAUUACCCUCGAUCACAAUUAUAGAAGCACCAACGAUAUUCUUAUCUUUUCAGAAUCUGUGAUGAAGCAAGAAAAGGAACGUAAAUCCAAACAACUAGUUUCUCAACAUACAAAUGACUUUGGGUCUCCAAUUUAUGCUCAGUUAAAAUCUGAGUAUCAAGAAGCUAAAUGGAUAGCACUUCAAAUUACAACGCUUUUGUCGUUACCUACUACACCCAUACAUCCUCAAGAUAUCGCCAUUCUAGUAAGAUCUGCUUAUCAAACGAGAGUAAUAGAAACUGAAUUGAAUUCAAAUGGUAUACCUUAUCAUAUGAUACGAGGAAAGGCUUUCUGGAGUAGAAAAGAAGUUACAGUUAUGAUGGAUUAUUUAAGAAUUAUUGCCAAUGAGAAUGACAGAGUUGCGGUUUUAAGAACUAUAAAUUAUCCUAAACGAGGGAUUGGUGAAAAGACUCUUGAAAAGAUCGAUGAAUAUUUAAAAUUAGACGUUAACCAUUCAGUAUAUGAGAAAUUACGAUUUGCUGUACAAGGUGGUGUAAAUUUAUCAUCUAAAGUUCAAUCGAAUAUUAGUAAGUAUUUAAACACCAUUCAACAAGCCAAGGAGAAAUUAGACGCGUUGAGAGACGAUCACACCAAGCUUCCCGAAUUAUUCGAUUUUAUAACUAGUGAAUUUGAGCUCACUAAAGAAUGGGAACCUUCACAAGUAGAAAACAUAAAUGAAAUCAAAAAAUUACUUUCUGAGUUCACGCCUCCUUCUCCGGAUGAUGAUAUACCACCAAAGAAUAUUCUUGGACAAUUUAUAGACUCCAUGGGAUUAAAUGAAGCAGUUGAAGAACAAAAACAGUCAAGACACGCCCACUAUAAGGGUCAAGUCGCAUUAUCUACCAUUCAUGGUGCUAAAGGGUUGGAAUGGCCGGUUGUAUUUGUUCCUGGGUUAUCGGACGGACUACUUCCUUCAAUUAUGGCGAUUAAAGCAAACACUCAAGAAGCUAUAGAUGAAGAAAGAAGAUGUUUAUACGUUGCUUUAACAAGAGCUAAAUUACUUUUAUAUGUGUCUUGGUAUGUCGAAGAUGGCGACAAAGAAGAAAGACAAAGUUGGAGAAUGCAAGUCACUGAUCCUUCACGAUUCAUUGAGUUUAUCAAGAAUAAAGAUAAAAAGACGGGACUUGUUCAUAUCUUUCGUCAAAAGGACAAGGUGAAGUCCUUAUAUGAAAUAUUAGGGAAAAGAUGUCCAGAUUUUGAUUUGGAUGAGUUUAAUACAGUAUACAAGGAGAAAAUGAACUCAAUUCUUAAUCCGUUUAAUCCAAAAGGGAUUGUUGAUGGAUGUGAUAAUGGUGCAGAUAAAAAGGUUGGAUUUCAAAGUGCAUCAGACGUGAUUCAUACCACCCAAAACAAAAAGCAGAAAUUUGAACCAGGGAAUGAAAGUGUAACAAACAAACUAGGUGGGACCCAACCACACAGGAAGGGCUUAUAUGGAAAUCUUACAAAGGAUAAAAUAAAACCAAUGCUUAGGAAAACUGGAACUCAGCUUAUUCUGAAGCCAUCAAAUAAUAAAGCACCACCUUACGUACCUAGCAGAAGACCUGGAAGUUCAUUGGGAACCAAGCGCGUGUCAGGCCCAUUGGCGCUUCCUUCUAUUGCCAAUAGAGGAAAAGGUGGAACAAUGGGACAAUACCAGAGAGAGUAG